This is a messenger RNA of Phytomonas sp. EM1, 1026 nucleotides long. NCBI's taxonomy places the organism in Eukaryota, Euglenozoa, Kinetoplastea, Trypanosomatida, Trypanosomatidae. The record is from the annotation of a GenBank genome assembly.
AUGGCGGACGUCACCGCGAAGCCCGGCCAGAACGUUUGGGUUCAACGCACGCAAAGCGCCGCAAAGAUGUUUUACGUCCACCAAACGAUCAUCCGCCAACUCCACGCGACGUUAGAGGCGCUACAGGCGAAGGCUGGACGCGUGGAUGAGGAGGCGGUGCUGCUCUCCAACCUCCGCUUUGACGCGCUGCGGGAUCUCCGCGAGGUGGCCUCCUCGCCCAGCGGCGCGCGGGCGAACUCCGCGCGGAAGCGAAGCCACGCGGAUCACUCGCGGAGCCGCAGCGGCAAGGCGCUCCGUCGCGCGCCCUGCGCCCAAGGCGGGGAGGGCAGCGUCCACCUCACCUCUUUCACGAGCGACCUCUCCCCUUUCUUCGCGGUGCUGCGGGAGCUGGAGCCGACGCUCGCGAGCUACGACGACAAGAAGCGUCACCGCAUCAGCGGGAUGCUCUGGGCGGCCUACAAGGCGGCCCCCAUACCGGCCACGGGCUCCAGCGAGGCUGCCUCGCAGGAGCAAUCCGUCUCCUCCAUGCCGAUCCUCCCUUCCGCCGCGUUCGCGGAGGGGAAUUCGAUUCUCUUCGCCAACGCCACGCUGCCCACGCCGUUGAUACCACCGCUACAGCCGCAACUGCAACCUCCCCCUCCCCCUCUCCCAUCGCAGAUGCCGCAGCCGCUUUCCGUGCGCUCCUCGCUUGGCAUCGCGGAGACCUCCACCACCAGCCUGUCAAAGGUGAUGAACCUGUCGACGUUGACGACGACACCGACAACGUCGCAGUGCAUCAUGAAGCGCCCCCGUGAGGUGCCUACCAUCCUUUGGGAUGAUAUUCUGCGGCUACGGGGUCUGCAGCUCCAGUUGAAGGAGAACAUCAAGGCGAUACGAAAGGAAAUCGUCUUACAGAUCCGACGACUCAAUUUAGUACAAGAGAUGAAUAUGGUCGCCAACCACGCCCUUCAAGGAUCUUUGGCAUCUGAUCCAAAAAAGCCAAUGAGCGCCCCAAAUGUCGAUACGGGACUUAGAAAAAAAAAAUGA